This is a messenger RNA of Scaptodrosophila lebanonensis, 888 nucleotides long. RefSeq lists its product as uncharacterized. Gene Ontology annotation, biological process: positive regulation of DNA-templated transcription. The coding region runs from base 14 to 778 and encodes 254 amino acids. The transcript has 2 exons. Lineage: Eukaryota; Metazoa; Arthropoda; Insecta; Diptera; Drosophilidae. The record is from RefSeq and is a predicted model, not a curated record. Gene Ontology annotation, cellular component: nuclear body.
UAGUCUAUUCAUAAUGCCUUCACAAAAGAUAAAAGGAUGUAUUGCCACCAAUAGUGACAAUUUUUUGCAGCCCAUGAAAACAGAACUAUGUAAAAAUAAGAAAAAAAGAAAGCGUUGGAAUACAAUGGAGGAAAGUUGCUUCCUAGAUGUUUGGCACAGUAAAUUACCACUUCUGCGAAACGAAAGAAAAAAUGGUCCAAUUUACAUAAAAAUGGUUAACGAGCUUGCGGAUCAGGGAGUGUUCGUUACUGUUACUGAUAUUAAGACGAAAAUUGAUACUGUCACGCGGAAAUUUCGAGUUGAACGGGAUAAAGAUAAAUGUUCAAACUGGAUCCAUUAUGCAAAGAUGGCCGAAAUUCUGGGGCCUGCAGAAGAUAAAAGCUUUAAUAGUUUUUCCGAUGACACCUCUGACACGAAUUUCAAUUCAGUGUACCUGAACGAUUACGAUUCCAUCUUACUGGACGACGAAGAAACUAAGACUAAGCGGGAGGUCACAACCAUUGGCUGUGUGACUUCAACAAAGGAGGUAUACGAGAAUUCAGAACGACCAUACAGGGACUCAGACAUAUCGUCAACGCAGUGCGUUGCUGUUCUACAAAAUACCGACAGCUUUGAGGAUUCAAUGGACUCUGGACUUCAAGAAUAUGAAUUCGGUCAGCUUGUAACGAAAGAAUUGGAAAGAUUAGAAGAAGACCUACGCGUAGACACUAAACGAAAAGUAUACAAUCUAAUUUGUGAUGCCCACUUAAAGCAACUCCAACGUAAUUCUCAAAGAUAGUAAAAGUUGUGCUAAUGUAUGUAUGUUUAUGUUAAACUGUUCAUGGUGUAUCAGCUGUAGAAAUAGGUAAAUAAAGUAGCCGAUGCCAAUUACUUUGCCAUUCACUCUAA